Molecule: messenger RNA, 444 nt
Organism: Fusarium coffeatum
Lineage: Eukaryota; Fungi; Ascomycota; Sordariomycetes; Hypocreales; Nectriaceae
Exons: 4
Coding region: 1-444 (147 amino acids)
Source: RefSeq, a predicted model, not a curated record
AUGGCCACCGCCGAAACUGUCGAUCUGGGCCCUGCCCACCCUCCCAAGGAGGAUUCAAUCGUUGCCUUUGAGCAAAUCCUACCAGAGCUGAAGAAGAAGCUCGUCCACCUCAGACACGACUACAACAAGCACGAACCCGAAUACUUUGCUGCAACUGAACAUAUCUCAGACCAUGACCUCGUCGGUUUCAGCGCUGACGAGUUCGAACAAGUCCGCGUUGCUACCUCAGCGUAUGGUAUUCAUCUAUUUGGAAAGCUUCGCAUUCCCGCCAUGCCAGACCCUUCUGGUCCAGCUUACAUUCACUUCCGCGUCUUUAUUGGCGGCGGCGACGAGCCCCCUAAGCUUCAUAGCAUCCACACCGAGGAGCGUGAGGAUUCAAGUGGCGGAAAGACAUACAGAGCUGUGUUCACAAAGAACGAUGAACUCGAGUGGUUUGAUACCUAA